ACACAAUUCAGACGGAAAAAUAAUUCACGUUCACGAGUUAAUAGCAAGUGGUUGAUUAUUAUUCAUUAUACAUCAAAAUUCUAAGAUAUAUGAUUGCAUCAUGAUUAUGCAGAGAGCACACAAAAUUCAAGGAAUUACUCGCGGGUUCCGCUCUUUAUUUCUGCUUCUUCUUGCUCUACCUGUCAUAUUGAUGUGCUGUAUUAUCUACUACACUUACAGUAGGCCCAAUUCAGGGAAAUUGGAUUUGGAGUUGAACAACAUAGUUAACCUAAUAAAAGAAGAGUGUCAACAAAAAUGUGACCAACGAAAAAUCAGCUCUUCUUUGUCAAAUGAUUUGCCUCCAGAAAAGUACAAUUUGAUGGAAGAAACUUUUGGAACCAACUGGGUCUCAUCACCGCCUGACACAUAUUUAUCUUCGUUUGAUUGCACCAUAGAGCAGGCAAAUAUAUUGCAACUGCAACAGGACCAUCCGUGUGUUAUUCGUCUGAUCCGGAAUAACUACCUCCGCCUACCAGCACCCAACAGUCUUCCGUAUCAACUAGACAAUCCUGCAGUGAUUGAUCCCUCCGACGGACAGUCCAAGGAUAUUUUAGGAAUUUUGGCGAAUCAAACUAGUGGUUUUUUUAUUGAAUGUGGCGGCUACGAUGGAGAAUAUCUGUCCAAUACCUUAUACAUGGAACGUUCACUCAGCUGGAGUGGAUUGCUCAUAGAAGCAGACAAAAAAUCUUAUAGUCUGCUGUUAUCUCGCAAUCGAAAAGCUUACAGUUUACCGACCUGCAUCAGUACAAAACCUUACCCAACACAAGUUACUUUUAAUGGCACUGUCGGUGUUGGAGGUUCAGUCAUCGAACAAAUUGAUGCAGCUACCAGUGACAACAGCGUGGAUGGUGUGUAUGCAGUUCAGUGUUUUCCUUUAUAUUCAAUUUUACUUGCCGUCGGUAGAACCCACGUGGAUUAUUUCAGUCUGGAUGUAGAAGGAUCAGAGUAUAAAAUGCUGAAAACCAUUCCAUGGUCCAAAGUAAACAUCAAGACGUUGACAGUGGAGUGGAAUCAUAUACCAGAAGGGGAGCCUGAAUUGACUCGUUUAAUGGAGCAUAACAAAUUUAGAAAAUCCCACAUGAUUUCCCAGUACUUUUCUCGUGAUGUAGUCUACGUCCAAGACUCUUUUAAUAUCUAUAGAGAGGUUACAGAUUAACCAUAUUUUCUAAUUUUUCAGCACUUUCCCCUAUCUGUUAACAUAUCUUUAGGAAUGAGGAAUAGGUCUUUUUCUUGAAAUUGUAUUUGGUCUGCUGGUGCGCAAUAAAUAGGCGAUAU
Molecule: messenger RNA, 1314 nt
Organism: Daphnia pulicaria
Lineage: Eukaryota; Metazoa; Arthropoda; Branchiopoda; Diplostraca; Daphniidae
Exons: 7
Coding region: 101-1195 (364 amino acids)
Source: RefSeq, a predicted model, not a curated record